AUGGAAUUCUUCACCGCUCCCAGGUCCAGGUAUACAAUAUUUGGAGAGGCUAUCCGCUACGUGGUCCCAGCCGAUGUACAGUGUUCUUACGGCUGCGGAGGACAAGAUUGCAAAUAUGACAGCCCCACCUACUGGAGUGAAGAGCAACAGGCAAUCAAAGGGCUCUUCUCCUCCUGGGUGACGGACCAUAUUCUGGCUUGCUCCAGACCCUCCACCGAAACCAUUGAAAAAUAUGAGAUAAUUGAUCAGUUUAAAAGAAAUGACAUUAGAACAAUUAUCAACCUACAAAUUCCUGGUGAACACGCGCACUGUGGAAACCCUUUGGAGCCAAACAGUGGAUUUUCAUAUCGUCCAGAAGUGUUCAUGGAGAAUAACAUUUACUUUUAUAACUUUGGCUGGAGUGACUAUGGCGUGGGCUCCCUGACCGCUGUGCUGGACCUGGUGAAAGUCAUGGUGUUUGCUCUGCAGGAGGGAAAGGUGGCCAUCCACUGCCACGCUGGGCUGGGGAGGACAGGCGUCUUGAUAGCCUGCUUCAUCACCUUCACCACCAGAAUGACCGCCAACCAGGCCAUCCUCUACGUCCGCUCCAAACGGCCAAACUCCAUUCAGACCCGGAGCCAGCUGCAAUGUGUGAGGCAGUUUGUGAAGUUCCUCGUCCCUUUGAGGAGCGUGUUUUCGUGCGCCAAACCAUUCACGCAGCCAGUCACCCUCACCCAAUACCUGAACCGCCAACGCCACAUGCUGCACGGGUAUGAGCGAAGGCAGCUGAGGUACCUCCCCAAGAUCAUCCAGCUGGUGUGCAAGCUCUUAAUAGACAUCGCUGAGAAUCGACAAGUCAUCGAAGAAGACAUUUUGGAAGCUCCAGACAGUGAAGACUUGGAGAUGGAGCAGAGCAUAAUAGAGAAACUAGGGCCUGAGAUUUUUGUCAACCAACGGCGAUUGCCCGGUUCGCCAAAACUCCCAAGACACUUCAACGAACCUCCGAUCUUUUACCAUCGCAAAAGUUUGUGUUAUAGCGAGUCAGACUUGAGAAGACUUGGCUCAGAUCUAAAUCUUUUGACACAACAGGUCACGUCUUUAUCACAAGACGACAUUGGAUAUCGCGGGUCACCGACAAGUGGGAAGAACAAUCUGUGGAGCAGCAAUGCCUCGCUCUCCUCAGUAAGCUCCUGCAGCUCGUUGUGGGAGGUCAAAAACUUGGAGCACCAGAAAGAUGGCUCUGUUUUGGUCAAGAAAGCCAAGAAAGAAGGAAUUCAACGCAGCGAGUCCGUGGAGGAUACUAAAGGUGCGGCAAAAGGAGGAGGGUUGCUUUCCAGGUUGAAGAUAGCGCAGAGGGAGGAGUUGGCGAUGAAUGGGAUGAAGGCCGGGGCAAAAGAGGAGGAAGUGUCUGAGGUGCCCUUCAUAACGCUGCAGGCGGAGCUGUCGCUGGACGCCCGCAGGCUGCUGGUGGCUCAGGCUCUGGCUGUAGACUUGUUCUUGGACGGGCAGGAGGUCCACAAGAAGAAGGUGUUGAAUUGGCAGGCGGACCUGAACCAGGGCGGGGCGUGGGAGCAGCUGUGUCUUGAGCAUGACCCCUUCAUCCUCACGGGGCUCAUGUGGGCCUGGCUGGAGCAGCUCCGAGAACCUGUCAUCUCUGCUGAAGACGCUCAAGCACUGGAUCCAAGUAACACCAACCCCAAAGCAGAUCUCAGCUCACUGGAACAGGGCGCCAGAGAAACGCUCACGUGCAUCCUGGACUGUAUGGCUCACAUGGAGGUCAUCCCAGAGAAGGUGGAGAUUGCGUUUUUUAACCGAACCAUAAAGGCGUUUACUAGGGUGCCAGACGCAGACGGGGAAAGUGAGCUGUACAAGUCUCUGUCUGCCGUGUUUCUGCAAUUCCUGGAAGAGAGGAGAAACCAGCUCAUAGUAACAGAUCUACCGCGUAAUGUCAACUGA
This is a messenger RNA of Knipowitschia caucasica, 1935 nucleotides long. The record is from the annotation of a GenBank genome assembly. NCBI's taxonomy places the organism in Eukaryota, Metazoa, Chordata, Actinopteri, Gobiiformes, Gobiidae.